Cherax quadricarinatus is the source of this 741-nucleotide messenger RNA. It is a transcript of the gene Glo1, whose product is annotated as Glyoxalase 1. Gene Ontology annotation, molecular function: metal ion binding; lactoylglutathione lyase activity. NCBI's taxonomy places the organism in Eukaryota, Metazoa, Arthropoda, Malacostraca, Decapoda, Parastacidae. The record is from RefSeq and is a predicted model, not a curated record.
UUUUAGAACAAUAAAGAAUAAAUGAAGGCAUAAUAACUGUGGAUGGGUAUGGGUAUGAUGGGGGGGGGGCAAAAUGGGUUAAAAAUGUCAAUGAUGGAGGUGAAGAGUGAAGGGACCACGACCUCUGCUGCCACAUAACACUCCUCACGUCUCAGGCUUAAAGCUGUUUACUGGAUUACAAAAUACUGUAUAUACAGUACCAUGGCUGAGAAAUCGACAUGCCUAACAAAUGAGGAGGCAGUUGCUUGUUGUGCUGAACCAGAUGAAGCAACAAAAGACUUCAUCUUCCAGCAAACAAUGUUUCGCAUCAAAGAUCCUAAAGCCUCCUUGGACUUCUACACUCGAGUAUUAGGCAUGCACCUCCUGAAAAAGCUAGAUUUUCCAUCCAUGAAAUUUUCUCUAUAUUUUAUGGGCUUUGAAUUGGCUAAAGACAUUCCACAGGAUGAAGAUGAGAGAACAAAAUGGUGCUUUUCACAAAAGGCUACCCUGGAGCUCACACACAACUGGGGUACAGAAUCUGAUCCAAAAUUUUCUGGAUAUCACAAUGGUAAUUCAGACCCAAGAGGCUUCGGUCACAUUGGAAUCAUGGUUCCAGAUGUACAAAAAGCAUGCGAGAGGUUUGAAUCUCUUGGAGUAAAAUUUGUGAAGAAGCCAAAUGAAGGUAAGUUUAUUAGUAAUAAUGUGAGGGAUUCAGGGAGGAAACUGCAAAGGGAUUUGCAUAACUGAGGACCCUUGUAAGAU